This is a messenger RNA of Cuscuta europaea, 2209 nucleotides long. Lineage: Eukaryota; Viridiplantae; Streptophyta; Magnoliopsida; Solanales; Convolvulaceae. The record is from the annotation of a GenBank genome assembly.
CGAGGGUUGAAAACGUGAGACUAUAUGUUUGGUUUGGUAGGAGCUCAUUUGGUGUUGUCCGCAAGCAAAACCACCUCAUAUCAUGUAAGAAGAAGUGGGGCUGACGGGACAUGUACCUGACGAGGCAAACCAUGAUGAUGAUAGUACUACUCUCUGCGUGCGACUUGAACACGUUUCGCCUGGAAAUUGCUAAAACCAAACGAGAAAAAGAACCAAAUCCGGCCUCGUUAAUCACUUUAUAUAAGCGAUGCCGAAUUCACUUCACUCCAUUCGCGAACUAGACAUCUCUUCCUCGAAUCGUCCGUCUCCCUGCUAGGGUUCGCUCUCGCUCUCACAUACUUCUCCGUUUCCCUCACCAUGAAGACCGGGUUUCUGGUGAUUCCGAUCAUAUCAGCCGCGGUGCUGCUCUGCAUUCAGGUGUGCCUUGGCGCCUCGUACUCCACCAAGCUCAUUCACCGCUUCUCUGAAGAAGCGCGUUCCGCUCUGGCGGCUAAGGGGAGACAAGCGCCGUUGCCGGAGCGUGAAAGCUUGGAGCAAGCGAGGUUGCUUCUCACCAGCGACUUCAAGCGUCAGCAGCGACUGAAACUUCAGAAACAGCUCUUUGUUCCUUCUGAAGGAGGCCAGACUUUUGACUUCGGCAACGAAUUGAGCUGGUUGCAUUAUGCAUGGAUUGAUAUUGGUACACCAAAUGUUUCAUUUCUUGUUGCGUUAGAUGCUGGAAGUGAUUUGCUUUGGGUUCCUUGUGACUGUAUACAGUGUGCUCCAUUGUCUUCAAGCUAUUACAAUGUUUUGGAUAGAGAUAUGAACGAGUACAGUCCAUCCCGAUCCAGCUCCAGCAAGUACCUUCCUUGCAGCCAUCAACUAUGUGAACUUAGCCUUGAUUGCAAAAGCUCUAAGGAGCACUGUCCGUACAUGGCUAACUAUACAUCAGACGGUACAUCAAGUUCAGGAUUUCUUGUUGAGGAUAAGUUGCAUUUGAUCUCAACCGGUGAACAUUUGCAUCAAGCCUCUGCUCUUCCGCAGAUUAUAAUAGGCUGUGGAAACAAACAGACUGGUGGCUAUUUGGAUGGGGCAGCUCCAGAUGGUGUUUUGGGAUUGGGACCUGGAAAGAUCUCAGUUCCAAGCCAGCUAGCAACUUCUGGAUUGGUCCCACAUUCAUUUUCUUUUUGUUUCGACAAGAGCCAUUCUGGCAGCCUUUUCUUUGGUGAUCAAGGGCCUGGAAGCCAAAGAUUUACUCCCUUUUUGCCACUUGAAGGGAAUUAUAAUGCAUACAUUGUGGAGGCAGAAUACUAUUGUCUUGCGGGCUCAUGUUUAAAACAAUCUGGGUUUAAGGCACAGGUUGAUAGUGGUACAUCUUUUACCUUCCUACCUUCUGAGAUCUAUCAGAAAGUUGUUAAUAAGUUUGAUGAACUGAUGAAUGAUACUGGGUCUCCCAUAGAUGUCUUUCCCUACUGCUACAAGGCUCGUUCACAGGGUUUACCGAACUUUCCCAGUAUGAAGCUCAUCUUUCCUAACAACCAAACCUUUGUGGUUCAGAAUCCCAUGUUUCCUGUUCCCAACUCUCAGGGAGACAAAUUUUACUGUUUGGGUAUACAAGAAACAGAGGGGGCUUAUGGACUUAUCGGACAAAACUUUAUGACUGGAUACAGGAUGGUAUUUGAUUGGGAGAACUUGAAGCUGGGCUGGUCGGCUUCUAAUUGUCGAGAGGCAGAUAAGGCAGCUGCCAUAACGCCUCCACAGAGUGGGGUGUUGGAAAAUCCAUUGCCGACAGAUCAACGGCAGAGAAAUCCUUUUGGUAUUGCAUUUCCUCCUGCCACCGCGAGUAGGACUCCUCCAACAUCACCAUCAUCUGCAGCAUUGCUUUCCAUUGAAAGCCAGCAUUGUAUUAUGAUUCUCCUGGUGCUCCAUUUAUUCAUUUCUUUUUGACAUAUAUCUUUAGUGUAUUUAUUUAUUUGUAAAUUCAUCGUUUCUUUAGGGAAGCCUUCUCCUUCUUAAUAUCAAGACUUGUGGUCCAUUUCUUCGGAGUCAUAAGGUGUUCUAGAGUGUUAGUUUUUGGUGCACCUCAUUUGUGUUUAGAGAAUUUAAAUUUACAUCGGAGAAUCUCCGGUAACCCAAUUUUAGAGGUCUCAAUCGAAGGUUUUCCAAAUUGAAGUUUUUUCCAUUCAUUAUUAGUUUUAAUAAUUUCACCAAGGUCGUCUUCAAUCCAAAA